Messenger RNA from Strongyloides ratti, 1896 nucleotides. RefSeq lists its product as hypothetical. The transcript has 3 exons. Bases 1 to 1896 code for a protein of 631 amino acids. NCBI's taxonomy places the organism in Eukaryota, Metazoa, Nematoda, Chromadorea, Rhabditida, Strongyloididae. The record is from RefSeq and is a predicted model, not a curated record.
AUGACAAUGAAAGGUGAUAUUACCCAUAAAAAUAGAAUUGAUGUUGAGUGUAAAGAUUUACCAGUAAAAACAGUUGUCAUAUUCAAGGAUAAAGCUGAGGUUAAAAAGGCAAUUGAUGUUGAUUGUAUUACUGGAAGUAAUGUAAUUUAUAUAAAAAAUGUUUCACCAGUUUUAGAUAGAAAUAGUAUUCGUGUUGAAGUAAUAGGAGAAGGUCUUAUUCAAGAUGUUGAAUAUGAAGAAGAAACUAAAAAUAUAGAUGAUUAUAAUAAUACUGAGAUACUUGAAAAAGAGAAAGAAAAAGAAAAAUUAGAAUAUAUUAUAAAAACAUUAGAAGGUGAUAUUGAAAGUUUAGGAAAUGGAAUUGAGGUAUUACAAAGUGUUGCUAAUAAUGCUAAAAAUCAAAAUAAUAGUAAGAAAAAAAUAAAAACUAUUUCACAAAAUAAUUUUAAUUGUGAUGGUUCAAAAAAAAUUGAUAAAAUAAGUGAUUUAGAGAAUAUUAAUAGUUUACAACCAACAACACCUAAUGAAUUUGGUGAUUUUCCAAAAGGAGAAAAUUUAAAAGAAUUUAUGUCAUUUCUUGAAUCUUAUUGUCAAAAAUAUUCAGAAAUGAAAGUAAAAAUGAAUACCAAACGUGUAGAAUUAAUAAAAUAUAGAAAUGAAUUAGAAGACAUAAAUGAUAAAAUUAAUCGUUUAAGAUGUGAAAAUGAAUAUGAUCCAUUUAAUAGAUCAAUUAUAAUAACAAUAAAGUCAAAUGAUAUUGCUAAUUUAAGAUUUUAUUUAAUUUAUCAAGUAUAUGGAAUUAGUUGGAAACCAUAUUAUGAUAUUCGUGCCUCAAUCUUAGAAACAUCAGCUAAUCUUGAUAAUUUAGUUAAUGUUGAUUUUUUUGGUAUAAUUGAACAACAAGUUGAUGAGGAUUGGAUUGAUGCUAAAAUAUAUUUAUCAACAGCAAAUCCAUCUAUUAGUGGUUCAGCACCUCCAUUAUCAAGAACAACUGUUAGUGCUGUAAGGGCUUCAUCAGGUGAGGGAAGACAUAACACUACUAGACAUACCAAAGGUUAUAGCCCACCAAAUUCCGAUGAUACAGGAUUUGAAUCAUUUGAUUAUAAUGAAAUUUCAGAUGCAUUUUGUAUGUAUCAUCGUCCCAAAGAAAUAACUGUUUGUGAUGGAUCAGUAAAUCGUUUAACAUGGCCAGGUAUUCCUCCUGUAUAUUAUUCUGUUGAAGAUCCAGUAACUAUUUACAAAAAUAGUGACAAAAAUAAAGUUAAAAUUAGUUCUUUUACAAUGGAAGCUAUUUAUAAACAUGAAAUUCAUCCAUCAAAUAGUACUUCUGCAUUUUUAGUAGCAUCAAUUACAAAUAAUAGUCAAAAUAUAAUUUUACCAGGAAAUGCUUCUGUAUAUUUUAACGGUAAUUAUGUUGGUGUAACGGAUGUAGGACAUUUAUAUGAAAAUAAAUCAAUAAAAUGUAAUCUUGGAUUAGAUCCAUCAAUAAAAGUUGAACAUAGAUCACCAAUAAAAAAACUUGAAACAGUUGGUAUUAUUACAAAAAAUAAUUUAUAUACACAUGAACAAACAUUGGUUGUACGAAAUGCAAAACCCUCGCAAACAGUUAACAUUGUUAUUAGAGAAAAUAUUCCUAAAUCUCAUGAUGAAAGAGUUAAAAUUUCUCUUCUAUCACCAGAUAUUAAGAAUUCAAAGGAAUGUAUAAGAAUUACAGAAGAUGCUAUUCUUGAAUGGAAUACUAUCCUUGCACCAGGAGAACACCGUGAAAUGAAUAUUAAAUGGAGUGCUGAAUUUCCAAAUAAUGAAAAAAUUGUCUACAAAUUAAAUAAUAAAAAUUCUCCAAGUGGAAGUUAUUAUGUACUAAAUUGUAAUUUGAAAACUCCAACAAAAUGGUAA